AUGAAGUUUCGCGAUGGCAUGUGGCUAGUCGCUGAGGGCAUGCGAGUCGAGUACGCCGAAGAUGUCCACGAGAUCACCCCUACAGAGAACGGGUUGAGUCUGUUGUGCCCAACGCGACAUAUCAGGUCUCGCGGCGAUGUCCUCAAUCUUAGCACCAUCAAACUAGAUAUCGAGGCGGCUUUCGAUGGGGUCAUCUCUGUUGAAGCUACCCAUUGGUCUGGUGCUGUGAACCGAGGACCACAUUUCGAUUUAUACCCCAAUGGCCGGCCAAAAGUGGAAGCCAAGGUGACCAAGGGCCACAAGGGAACUACUCUGAAUUCGGGUUCACUGUCAGCAACUAUACACCCAGAUCGACAUAACUUCGACAUCCGAUUUCACAGCACAGAUGAUUCCAAGCAGUUGACCUCACUCCUGGGACGCAGUGUAGGCCUAGCCUACAAUCCGGCACCGAGCAACCCCCGGCAGACUGGGGAUAUGCGAGACUUCAAGCAUUACAUCUUUACGCAGACCACGUUGAGCGUGGGCGAGUCGGUCCACGGCCUGGGCGAGCGUUUCGGGCCGUUCAACAAAGUUGGGCAGAACGUGUCCAUGUGGAACGCCGACGGCGGCACGUCGAGUGACCAGGCCUACAAAAACGUCUCGUUCUGGCUCAGCUCCAGGGGCUACGGCGUCUUCGUAGACACGGCUGGCAAAGCUGAGCUGGAAAUCGGCAGCGAACGCACGACUCGUGUACAAACAAGUAUCGAGGGGCAACGGUUGAAAUGGUACAUCAUCUACGGCAAGACUCCCAAAGAGGUUUUACAGAGAUAUUCUGUUCUUACAGGCAAGCCGGGCAAGGUGCCCAGUUGGAGUUUUGGAUUGUGGCUGAGCACCAGCUUCACCACCAACUAUGACGAAGACACGGUCAAAUCGUUCCUUGAAGGCAUGAAGGAGCGGGACACCCAAGUAGACGUGUUCCACUACGACUGCUACUGGAUGAAGGCUUUCACCUGGACAGACUUCGUCUUCGAUGCCGAGCGGUUCCCAGAUCCCAAGGGCCAGAUUGCACGCCUCAAGUCUUCAGGCUUGGUGAACAAGGUAUGCGUAUGGAUCAACCCAUACAUCGCCCAACAUGGUGCCGUAUUCGAGACGGCUGCCAAGAACGGGUACUUGCUGAAGAGGAAAAAUGGCGACAUCUGGCAAUGGGACCUAUGGCACGCCGGCAUGGCUUUGGUGGAUUUCACCAACCCUGCCGCUGUCGACUGGUACGUCGGAUGUCUGAACGGCCUGUUCGAACAAGGAGUUGAUGCCAUCAAAACGGACUUCGGUGAGCGUAUCCCGACGUUAGACGUCGAGUGGUUCGACAAGUCGAUCGACCCGCACAAGAUGCACAACUAUUAUGCCUUCAUCUACAACAAAAUCGUCUACGAGGCACUGCAGAAACGCUACGGCCCCGACCAAGCCGUCCUGUUCGCCCGCUCCGCCUGCGCGGGCACGCAGCGCUUUCCCCUGCAAUGGGGUGGCGACUGCGAGUCCACCCCGGAAGCCAUGGCCGAGUCAGUCCGCGGUGGUCUCUCCCUGGGUCUAUCAGGCUUCGCCUUCUGGUCCGUCGAUAUCGGCGGCUUCGAGGGCUACCCGGCCCCCUGGAUCUACAAGCGCUGGGUCGCCUUCGGCCUGCUGUGCUCUCAUUCCCGCCUCCACGGCAGCAGCUCGUACCGCGUGCCCUGGACCAUCGACGACGACGACCGGUCCGACGAAGGCUGUUCCGCUACCCUGGCCAAGUGGACCUCACUCAAGACGCGCCUCAUGCCGUACCUGUUCGCCCAGGCUGCAGAGGCCAUCGAGAUGGGCGUGCCGCUGUCACUGCGCGCCAUGUGUCUCGAGUUCCCCGACGACCCUACGUCAUGGUACCUUGACCGCCAGUUCAUGGUUGGUGACAGGCUCCUGGCCGCCCCGGUAUUUGAGGAGUCAGGUGAGGUCGAGUUCUAUCUUCCAAAAGGCAAAUGGACGUCGUUCUUCACGAACCAAACGCGCGACGGGCCCGGGUGGUUUAAGGAGAGGCACGGCUUUGGCAGUCUGCCGCUGUACGUGAGGGAGAAUACGGUACUUGUGCUUGGUAAGGAGGGGGUUAGGGGCGCAAGCUAUAAUUAUGCUGAGGAUGUCGAGGUUUGUUUGUACCAGGCCAAGGAGGGGGCGAGGUCCGAAGUUGUGGACAGGGAUUGGAAUGUGUUGGGGGCGUUGACGGUGGGCGCGGAUGGGGAGUUGAAGGGUAGUGAGAUUCUGAAGGGGAAGUGGGUGAAGAGUGGAGAGGGGAGGAAGAUCGAGGAGGUAUUUAUGAAGACUAUUGAGUGGCUUUGA
Molecule: messenger RNA, 2337 nt
Organism: Pseudomassariella vexata
Lineage: Eukaryota; Fungi; Ascomycota; Sordariomycetes; Amphisphaeriales; Pseudomassariaceae
Product: glycoside hydrolase family 31 protein
Exons: 2
Coding region: 1-2337 (778 amino acids)
Biological process (GO): carbohydrate metabolic process
Molecular function (GO): carbohydrate binding; hydrolase activity, hydrolyzing O-glycosyl compounds
Source: RefSeq, a predicted model, not a curated record